Maylandia zebra (zebra mbuna) is the source of this 5306-nucleotide messenger RNA. It is a transcript of the gene etnk2, whose product is annotated as ethanolamine kinase 2. Gene Ontology annotation, cellular component: cytoplasm. The record is from RefSeq and is a predicted model, not a curated record. NCBI's taxonomy places the organism in Eukaryota, Metazoa, Chordata, Actinopteri, Cichliformes, Cichlidae. Gene Ontology annotation, biological process: phosphatidylethanolamine biosynthetic process. Gene Ontology annotation, molecular function: ethanolamine kinase activity.
AAUUAGGAGGAAAUGGUACAGUUGGCUGACUCCUCCUAAGAAAACCGGCGACGACCAUCAGUACCCGGCAGUUUCAUCGUACAUCUGUACCGCUUUCAACUCAACGUUACAGCAGCGUGUUAAAUCUCUUGAGCCAGUCUUAGGUCACUCACAAAAACCACACCAACACUUACUUCUAAACCAAGCGGCACUCGUAUGGUGCAAUUUUUUUUUAGAAAUUUACGCCAAGGGCUUGGAAAUUAACGUUUCAGAGAAAUUGCUGCAGGAUGGAGACGCAAAUACAUGUACCCGUGGGCUCGCCGGUAAUUAGAAAAAUCCCAGUUUUCGUGGACGAGCGCAACGUAACGGAGGGAGCGAUGAAGCUCAUUAAAGAGCUGAGACCGGCGUGGGACUCGAGCGACGUCAAGACCAAGCUCUUCACCGAUGGAACCACCAACAAGCUAGUGGGCUGCUACGUGGACGACAGUCCAAAUGACGUAGUCCUGGUCCGAGUAUAUGGAAACAAAACAGAGCUGAUUGUGGACCGAGACAAUGAGCUUAAGAGCUUUCAGGUGCUGCAUGCUAAUGGUUGUGCUCCUCGCCUCUACUGCACCUUUCUAAAUGGCAUCUGCUAUGAGUUCAUGCAGGGAGAUGCACUUGGAACGCAGGAUGUCAGAGAUCCUACUCUGCUCAGGCUGAUAGCCAGGGAAAUGGCUCGUAUCCACGCCAUCCAUGCACACAACGGCUGCAUCCCCAAACCCAACCUCUGGAUCAAGAUGCGGAAAUAUUUCUCACUUGUAGCCACAGAAUUCACAGAGCAAGCCUCCAACAUCAGAAUACAGCAGGAAGUUCCCAGCAAGGUGGUGCUGGAGCAGGAGAUGGUUUGGAUGAAGGAACAUCUUUCCACACUGGGCUCACCUGUGGUGCUCUGUCACAAUGACCUGCUCUGCAAGAACAUCAUCCACAACAGCAAAGAGGGUCAUGUGCGCUUCAUCGACUAUGAGUACUCCAGCUACAACUACCAGGCCUUUGACAUUGGCAACCACUUCAAUGAAUUUGCAGGCAUGACUGAGCCGAACUAUGGACUCUAUCCUAGUCGGGAGAUGCAAAUGGAGUGGCUCAAGGUGUAUCUGCAGGCUUACAAACUCUUCACCAAGAACACAGAGGAGGUCAGCCAGCGAGAGCUAGAGACGCUCUACGUUCAGGUCAACAAGUUUGCUCUGGCUUCUCACUUCUUUUGGGGUUUCUGGGCUCUCAUCCAAGCCAAAUACUCCUCCAUCGAUUUUGACUUCCUGGGGUACGCCGUGCUACGUUUCAACCAGUACUUCAAGACUAAACCUGCAGUGAUGGCCCUGCAGAUCCCAGAGUGAGAGGAAGCGACGGAAGCCAGAAGGACGAGGAGAGGAGCCCAGAAGGAGGUGUGUUUGAAGGUUAAAUGCUGGGACUUCCUCUCCCAUGAAGACGCUUCUGUGAGCCAGCUGUUGAUGGACCACUCCUCGGUCAGCCUGGCAUCCUUUUCCUGCAACAAGCGCAAUUACUCUUUGAUUCCCCCAAACUUUAGCUCCACGUACGUCACCGCUGUAGCCCGAGAAUGACAAAACUUUCAUGUGUGUAUGUGUGCAAGUGCAUUCGUCUGCGUUUGUAAUAUAUGUUGAAAAAGCGUCACGCUUUUCCUCUUAGAGCAGCUGAACCAGGCGUAGAGAGGUCUGUGUUUGGGAUAGGACACCAAAAUGUUCCACAACGCUGGUAAUGAUGUCACAAGAGGAAGGAGAGGGUUGAAGAGUGUCAGGACGAUGGUUUGUUUUCUGAAACUGACUACAGGUGCAGCCUGGUGUUAGUCCCAUUGUAUGUUUGUGUCUUGUGUGUGUUCCUUCCUCUGUCUCUACAUAUUUUAACACAUUGUGACCUUUUCUCGUUUUUUUUUCCAUCACCUUUGGUGCUAAGUGCCCGUAGCUUUCUGCACUGAGCUUUCCUCGGGGUGUCCUUUCCUGUGCCCCCUGUUUUUCCUGUUGAAGCACUUUCAGCUUCUUUCACCACAUCUUCCACUUAUUCACAGCAAACUGCUGCUGCUUAUGCUGCUAGAAUUGUAAGACUUGUCUGCGUGUUAGUUGGUGUUUCAUGCCAAACGCCACGUGUUUGGAACAGCAAAUGGAAAGCUAAAUGUGCAUUUAUUUAUUUGUAUUUAACAUCUCAGGUUAACAACUCUUUGGAAAGUGGUACUGAAGGAGGUGGAGGGGAUGGCUACAAAGACGAGACCUCUGUGUGUGUUCCUGUCCUUGAGCAUUAUUUCCACCUUUUUGACUUUUAUGGUUACAGCGCAUCGCUCUGUUAAAUUUUCCAUUUAAGGUUUCCAGACAUUUUGGAAAGUCACCACCUCUGUCAUCCUCCCUGUGCCAUGUCCUCCUCUCCCUUUAUACCCUUUCAUCUUUGAUCGGUCACCAGUUCCCAGUUUUGGUCUUUGGUUGCUUCUCCCUUUACUCUGCGGAGGUUUAUGCAUCUGUUUUUCAAACCGUCCUGAAAUCAUAGCCCAGUCUCAGUCCCAUGCUGUAAUCCACUCUAUUCAUCUCAGAUUUAGUGUCAAAACUUCUUACAUAAUUACAUAUUGCAUAAGUUUUAUCUGGGGUCAAAUCAAGUGGAGCUUUCAAAAAGAAUCUGGCGUGGGUUAGCUGGGGGGGGUGUCUGUCACGAGAUCAGCUACUGUUUUCCUGGGAAAAAGAUCUGACUCUGAAAGACGAAGAAAUCAUUAAUGCACAAAAGUACUCACAGCUUAGAAAGCAGGCUUCUUUGAAAUCUAGCUUGUCUGUUUGUUAUUAAAUAAUUUUUUUUCAGCUUAACUUUUGACUGAACACCUAACUAAGCAGGAAUGUAUCUGUUCAAGCCUGUCACCUUUUUCAAAAGGCCAGACAGAUUGAGUGUAAUGUGAAACAUAGACUGUAUAGAAAAGAUGGAUGUAAUGUGAUGUAAUGCACUGUGAUGUCAGCCAUUGGUGAGCAGAGUCUCAUUUUGAAGCCUCGAGUUCUUUCUGAGAUGUGGCUCACAGAUUUUGUCAGUCAUAUGCAAAAUCGUACAGUACUGUAGUUAACUUCUGACUCAAUAAUAACUAGUAAUAAGUUAAUAAUUAAUAUAAUAAGAAUAAGAAUAAUAACGUACAAAAAUUACAUAUUGGAAAGUGUAAGACUUGAAACUAGUAACUAUUCAGACAAUAAAGUCAUCAAUGAUAUGUUUACAGAGUUCAAAAACUAAGUUUUUCCAGAGGCUUCUAAGCAGUUGGAUGUGUUUUUGUGACAUCCCAGUCACUGCAGGACAUCCCAGUCACUGCAGGACAUCCCAGUCACUGCAGGUCAUCCCAGUCACUGCAGGACAUCCCAGUCACUGCAGGACAUCCCAGUCACUGCAGGUCAUCCCAGUCACUGCAGGUCAUCCCAGUCACUGCAGGUCAUCCCAGUCACUGCAGGUCAUCCCAGUCACUGCAGGUCAUCCCAGUCACUGCAGGGCAUCCCAGUGCAAAACUAGAGGGUAGAGCUGGUGGGGUGGAACCUUUCGUUUCCAUCACCGUUGGCCAAACUUGGCUAAAAGCAGAGCAGAACUGGCAGCUUUCUAAAGAAGUCAUGGGGUAUUACUCCUCCUUGGCACCAAAGAGGGAGCUCUGACCUUUGUCCUCUACUGCUGGUGUCGUGUAACUGGAAGGCUUAAUAAUUCACCAGCUGAGCUGCAGGAGAGAGGGACUAAAGCAUGUUAAUGGCUUUCAUUCAGAACAUUUAACCCGAGAGGGAUUUUCUGAGGAGUGCUGUUAAUAUCUGAAGUCUUUAAUCGUUCUUAACUUUAGGUAAAAUAAUUCUCUUCUCCUCAGUGUGAAUAAGAACUGAUUGCAACAGUACAAAACUCACUGGGUUUAAAAGUUAUUGAUGCAUACACUGGCACAUAUUCAGGAGUCUUUUACUUCACUUAGUGAAUUUUAUUAUUUAAAUGUUAUCAAGAGACUUAUUUUAUGCCACUAACAGUGAAGUAAUCAGCUUGGUGCAUUUGCAAAGGCCAAAUUGGUGAAUUUGCUGCUUGAACACACAAUUCUAAUACCCAGGUAGGACAUCAGCCGGGAUAAAGAGGGCAUUCGCACUCCAUGAGCACUGGGUGAAUAUCUCCAUUCCCUUCAGAGGACACUUAUACAGGCUGCUGACAGCUUUUUGAAGGGAAGGCAUUUUAGGUUCCUGUAACAUUGUAUCUUAUACGCUGAGUGUGUGGGAGAUGAAUUGAAGACACAUUCCAACUAAUCUUUGCAUUUAUUUAGCAGCUGUUUGGAUCUUUGGUCACCUUACCCACUGCUGUAGUAUCACCCAUUAAAGAUGCAGUAAUCAGAUUUCAUGUGGCCAAAUAGAACAAAUUAAAAAAAAAAAAACUAGCCCGGACAAAUAUACCAAAUAAAAAAUGUUUGGCUUUAUUUAUUUGCACAAGUCUUUCACUGCUCUCAGUCUGUGAGUGCACUUCCUCAAACAGGGAGUGGAGACAGAGAUGGCUAAUGUGAGAUAAGACACCGUUAACUGAGCUGUCAACACAUCAUCUCAACUGUGAUAAAUCCAUCCAACCAGUGUUAAAACGAACGUGACAAGAAAGCGAAACCUGAUAUUUGAUCCACGAUAUUGACACAAUAUUGCAUCCGUAUUCACAAUGCUGCAACAACUUUUUCUCUUUAGACUGGGUGCUGGGUAAGGUGACAGCAAACAGAAAAUGAACUUGACUCUGAUCCCCAUUUCCAGACAAAUGCAUCCAUUUCAUGUGUUUUUGUGUCGACUGCUGAGACCGGCUGUCUGAAUUUGCUGUUCCACGCUGGCCAUUGAAACGGUUCACUGUCAUAAUGUCGUCACUUUAUACGGUUGUUUUAAAAUCAGUUUGUUUAUUAUUGAUUCUAAAUCUGCACUCCACACUUAGUUUGUUGCAGUCCAGUCAUACCAAAACAGUUAGCUUCAGUUUGCAUUGCAUUUAAUUUGAGAUUAACUAUGUUUGUGUGCGUGAAUGUACUAACUUAAUUAUACAAAAUACUGUUCAGAAAACUGACUUCUUUUUCUUUGUAUGCUGACAUAUACUUUUUGUAAGUGCUUUGAUUUGAAAGGUAGAGUGCUGUGUAAAAGGACACAGCGCUUGGUUUGCAGAUGUGACUUUGUAAAUGUACUCAUCCACUGCUAAAGGAGAUGAUGAUGGGGGAUGUAAAUAUUGUAAGAAAUACUGUGAAAAGCUUACUGUACAGUGAUCCUUCACACCUCUGUAGGAGUGGCAAGAUUAUUUAACUGUUGUUAGUAAAUAUUUCCAUUAAAAAGAAUGAAAUGGUAUUAAAA